Molecule: messenger RNA, 4196 nt
Organism: Balaenoptera musculus (blue whale)
Lineage: Eukaryota; Metazoa; Chordata; Mammalia; Artiodactyla; Balaenopteridae
Product: zinc finger protein 75A-like
Exons: 7
Coding region: 617-1642 (341 amino acids)
Biological process (GO): negative regulation of transcription by RNA polymerase II
Molecular function (GO): DNA-binding transcription repressor activity, RNA polymerase II-specific
Source: RefSeq, a predicted model, not a curated record
AUGUUCUCCAGACUUGCUUAUGGUUGCCAGGGUUUGCAUAUUCAAAAUUGCAACUCUUUAUUGUCCCCAAAUUAACUCAUUUUGCUGAUAAAAUAACUGGCUAUUUUAUUGUUUUAAGUCAACACCAGGUAGGAGGCUGUGAGAAGCGGCGGGAGGACAGCUCGGGCACUGGCAGGGGCGGAGACGUCACCCGGUGGGACUCCGGGUUACCAGUCGCCAGCCACCCACAACGACGAAGGAAGUAAUGGCCGCGAGAGGGCGGCGACCGUGCAGGGCCCUCAGGCUCCGCGGGCCUGAGACUCCGUGACAUCAACUCUCGCCACCAGGUAAACCCGGUUCGCGGCGGUGAGGACGCAUUGACCUGCGAGGAGCCUCUCCCCGGAAAAAGAAGAACCUUCUAUUGGUUUUGUUCCAGACCAGACUGGGCCUCAGUUGUCAGAGAUGGUGCUGGUGGUGUGUCCAACACAGGAGCCAAAUUGUUCCUAGAUCAGAAUGAUGACAGUAGAUCUGAAGGUGGGUUGCAGACCAUGAGCUGGGAAAGGAGGCAGUGCUCUUGGGAGAAACAGCAGAGGCCCUAGGCUUCAAGCUGAAGCCAGCAGAGGCCCAGCAAGUGGGCAUGUCCCAGGAUGAAGAAUUUUGGAAUACACACCAGAGUCUACAAGAGCUGCUGAUCAGGAAUACCCACAAAGAAACUGAGCCCAUAUGUGAGAGGGCGGUGCCUGCUCACCGGAUCCUAGCCUUUCCUGAACAGACAAACACCAAAGACUGGCCAGUGGCACCCGAGCUCAUCUUGCCUGAGUCCCAGAGCUUGUUGACAUUUGAAGAAGUGGCCAUAUAUUUUUCCCAGGAAGAAUGGGAGUUACUGGAUCCUACUCAGAAGGCCCUCUACAAUGAUGUAAUGCAAGAAAACUAUGAGACUGUCAUCUCUCUAGCAUUAUUUGUGCUCCCCAAAACUAAAGUGAUCUGCUGCUUAGAGCAAGGGGAAGAGCCAUGGGUUCAAGGAUCCCCAGUGUUCAAAGACAGUCCCGGAGAGCUGUUUUCAGAGAUAAAGAUGAAAAAUGACACUGAAAAUCAUCAACCUAUAUGUUUUUCUGACUUAGAAAUACAAGCACCAGGAGGCAUAGUAUCAAAAAAAGCCAGUGUGAAUGUUCAUCAGAAAACAAUGGGCAAAGAAAAUCAUGGUGAUAUGCAUAGGGUGGGGAAAUGGCACCAAGAUUUUCCAGUGAAGGAAAGAAAGAAAUUUUCAAACUGGUGGGAAGAAGAGCUGCUGAAACUUAUCGAGCUUCACAAGAAAGAACGUGCAGGAGAGAAGCCUUUUAAAUGUCAGGAAUGUGGGAAAAGCUUCAGAGUUAGCUCUGACCUUAUUAAGCACCAAAGAAUUCACACUGAAGAGAAACCAUAUAAAUGUGAACAGUGUGAUAAGAGGUUUAGAUGGAGGUCAGAUCUUAAUAAGCACUUAACAACACACCAAGGAGUAAAGCCAUAUAAAUGCUCAUGGUGUGGGAAAAGCUUCAGUCAAAAUUCACAUCUCCACACACACCAAAGAACUCACACUGGAGAGAAGCCCUUUACAUGUCAUCAAUGUGGAAAAAAAUUCAGUCAAAAUUCCCACCUUAUUAAACACCGGAGAACCCACCUGUAGCACAUGCAGGAGAAGCUUCAGUAAGUGCUCAAGACUUUGACACCAGAAACCUUGACACCAGUGAAGGAAAGCUUGUUCAGUGUCCUUAGUCUACAGACAUAUACCAAGCGGCGCUUGACCCUAAAGUUUAUGAAAAAAUGCAAAAUUAAGAAGCAUGAAGAAUUUUUCACCAGUGGAAAAUUUGGAGAUGUAAACGUCAUGUUUCACAGAAAGAAAUCAGGGUUGACUGUGGAGGGGAAACGUUAAUAGUUGUACUACUUACUGUUUUUACUUAGAACUUUCACUGAAUUCCUUAGCAAAAAAAGUGUUCUAAGAAUAUUCUGAGUAAGGGAAAAAGCGGGUUUGGGAUUGUACCUGGCAAAAUAGCAAAAUCAGCUUGAAAAUAGCAGAUGCAGUCAUGAAUCAUCAGUCUUCUGUGGUCCUCCCCAGCCACUCUUAAGCACAUAUGAUAGAAACAUUUGUAGCAUGGUCUUCCAAAACAAAAAGCAGUAAUAUACAUGUUUCAUUGCAUACCAUUGUCUUCCAGUUAGCAGACUUACAAAUUUCAGUAGUCUCAUGAGGUAGAAAUGAAUUCUAAUGUAAAGUUUUCCAAGAACCAAAUUGGAUUUUCUUACUCUUUUGUCAUUGGACAGUGUUCACAAAGUUGACCUGGUUCUGAGUUCCUUCUUGAACAUUUUAGCAACUAUAUCUCUUGAGUCCUGUUAGCACAGUUUUUACUGUGAUGAAAUCAUUUACUUCACUGUUAGAGAAUUUGCCAGGUGAACUAAUAAUGCACUAUCAUUGCCUCUCAUUUGUGGUGUUUGAAAAAAGGAGAAUAUCUCUAAUGAGAUCAUGUGGACAUGGGUUGGAAUUUUUAGCCAUUCGGUAUAUUUUAGAUGAAAAGAAGAAUUUUCUGCAAUUAAAUGGACUCCUUACCUCACAAUGCCAAUUGGAUAAAACAACCAUAAACAUGAGCACUUUUCUGAAGCUCAUGGAAAUUAAUGGGAAUUCAGGAUCAACUUCUCAGGUUUUUGUCUGUUUGUAUUUUAACUUGGCUUUUGUUUCUUACUAAGAACAAUAAGAAAGUUAUGUUUGUCUGGGAACUGAAGUGUAUGCAGUAGGGAGGAUCCUGUGGGUCACUGGGAAUGGUGCUCUGGGAAUUCAGUGAGCAGGAGACCCAAGUUCCCAAAAGGAAAGGUUUGGGAACUGAUGUUGAGUGGUAGGCAAGGAUAGGUGAACCUUCAUCUGCCUUGGUUGACUUACACUGUAAACUGUAAACAGGCAGCGUCUUCCAGUUUCUGUUUUCUCCAGCAUAGCAUAGAACGCCAAAAAGCUCUAUGGGCUGUGGAUUUUCUUAUAACACCUACAGCAGUGUUUCAGAUGUGUUCCUGUUAGAGCUUUUCAGGUAGUAUUAGGAAAGAGGUUAAAUGAUCUCUUACAAAUCUCUUAUAAAAAGGGAAGUUAGGUUCAAAGAGAUCCAGAGGCUUGUUAAGACCCCAUAGCUAGUGGGUCUGUUGGCUGUCACUUAGCUGCAUCAGUCAGGCCUGAGGGCAGGAUUAGCAGGACUGAUCUCUAUGUUGUCCCUGCCCAGCCAGCCUGGAUGACACUGUAUCGUAUCUAUUUCUAUUUCUAGCUUGUAAAACAUUCCUGUUUCUUGACUGGUUACUGAAACACUCUUAAAUCUCCAGUUUCCUUAUGAAAUAGAGAUAACACUCAACUCAGGGUUUUUUGGGGGAUUACAGGGGUUGAUGAAGGAAAAGCACCUAACGGCCUGGGCAAUAGCAGGGUCUCAGUCAGUGUGCGUGUCCUUCCCUUUCCCCUGGUCCCCAGUGGUAUGUUGGGUGGACUGACUACAUUCAAGGAGCAGAUGCAUUUGUGGCUGUUGCAGCUCCUUCCAGGAGCUGAGCACUCGUGGUGGUGGUUUGCUCGGUUGAUUUGGUCCUUGGCUUCAGUGCUUUAUGGUGUAAGUCACCUGAGGUUUUGGUCUGCCGCUGUCAGCAGGAUUUCAUUUUCUUCUCUAAGAUGAUCUGUACCAGUAUACCAAUGUGCUUAUUUCUUAAGCUCAGCCAGCUGUGCAGCUCUGGUCUGCAUAGCUCUUACCCAACAGUCUCAGCCUUACACCCCUGGGACUGUUUCUUCUCCCAAGAUAUACAUGUGGAUUUCUUGCUGACACUGCAUUGAUUCAUUCAAGUUAAUGAGGGCCUAUUAUGUGCCCAGGUAGUCUUCUAAACUAAGGAUAUAGUAGUGGACAAGGAGACAAAAUGCAUAUCCUCAUGGAGCUUGUAUCCUAGUGAACAGUAAGAAGGGAGUGGUUAGACUUUUUUCUCCUUGCAGUUAGCAUACUGAGAUAGUUUUGAGCAAUGGGUGUGCGCAAAAGUUUCCCUUCUCGGUGCAGGACUCUCUAGUGCUGUCUUUUCCUGCCUCAGUCAUAUAAGCACAUAGAGAGGAGUCACAAGAUCAGAACAGUCUGGAAUGCCGAGCCCCUCACAUUGGGGAGGGGUAUCUAUUCUGGAGAGUCCCCCAGACCUAUAAUGGACUGUAGGAAUGAGAAAUAAACUUUCGUUGUGUUAAAUCA